Messenger RNA from Micropterus dolomieu (smallmouth bass), 2595 nucleotides. It is a transcript of the gene mamdc2a, whose product is annotated as MAM domain containing 2a. Lineage: Eukaryota; Metazoa; Chordata; Actinopteri; Centrarchiformes; Centrarchidae. Gene Ontology annotation, cellular component: membrane. Bases 370 to 2322 code for a protein of 650 amino acids. The transcript is spliced from 13 exons. The record is from RefSeq and is a predicted model, not a curated record.
UUAGCCUAAUCAGACCUCUGUAAGACUGUUAUUGACUCCUCCUUGAGCCCUUACAUAUGUUCAUGUUGGCAGGGUGGUUGACGGGGAAUUCCAAAAACGUCCUGGGACAGUGUGGGUGCGCCUUGCUUAUUGAUAUGACAGAGAUGAGGAGCACAUGUAGGCGGAGAGAAGCUGCGACCUUCUCCUUCCCGCCCCGGACAUCCAUUCAUCCACCCGGAUCAACACCGUCUCUCCUGCUGACACUGUUACAACAUGUGAAGGACAGCCAAUGAGGGCCUUGAGCUGUUGGAGCUGAAGUUCGUUUGAGAGACUGACCGGGAGACGAUCAGCAAACAACAGAGGAAGCUCCCAGACUCAACGGCCGAUACGAUGAGCUCCGUCUGCCUCACGCUGCACGCACUGCUGCUGUGCGGGUUCCUCAGAGCGCAGCUGCAGCUGCUACCCGGGUCCUGCAACUUUGAGCUGGGUACCUGUGGCUACACAUCUGAUCCAGAGUACGGCAGCUGGAGCAUGAAUGAAGAAGGGCAUUUGAUUACAGUGGACUCAGCCUUCUUACAUGACCAGGAGCAGGCAGUUCUUGUCAGUCCAGUUCUGGACCAGCAGGACUGGAGCUGUGUGAGGCUGGUGUACCAGAUCACUGGACGGGGUUCCUUGAAGCUCCACGUCAGACCAGACGGUGAUAACUUCGACCACCAACUGUGGAAUGCCAACAAAGCGUCUGACAGCUGGCUCAUUGCUAGUGUGGACCUACCCAACACCACAGUCCCCUACCAGGUUUUGCUGGAAGGUCGACCUGAACACGGCUCAGGGAACAGCGUGGCCAUCUUUGAAAUUCACAUUGUUACUGGUUACUGCAUUGAGUGUAAUUUUGAGGAGCAUCACCUGUGUGGCUACAGUAACAGCUGGAACCCAAAUGUCAACUGGUAUGUUGGGGGAAGUGUGGCUAGAGAGCCUGAGUCUAACCUGCUUGUAAACCACACCAACAAUAACCAGAGAGGCCACUACAUGUAUGUGGACUCUGUGUACGCCAAGCACUUCCAGGAAGUGGCCAAGCUGACCUCACCCAUGACUACGGUGCCCAUGGCCGGCUGCCUGUCCUUCUACUACCACCGAGACCAGGAGAGGGGAAACAUCUUUUCAGUUUUCACCAAAGACCAGCUGGGCCACUUUGAGGAGAUCUGGAGGCCAGAGGUGUAUGUUACCACCGCCUGGACUCUGGUCGGCAUUGACAUAAAGGCCCCACACCCCCUUGAGGUCAAGCCGACCUUUGACCCCUCUAUAGCCAACUGUGACUUUGAGAAUGGGCUGUGUCUGUACUAUCACGAGAAAGAAGAUAGCAAGGUGUGGAGCAGAGUUUCAGUCAAGCCUAAUGCAUACAGGAUAGGAGACCAUACCAAAGGAACAGGCUGUUACCUCCUGGCAAACACACGUUUCACUUCGAGGCCUGGUUAUGUGGGUCGGCUUCACGGUCCUUUUUUACCGGGGAACCACAAAUACUGCCUGAGGUUCUACUACCUGCUUCAUGGAUUUAGAAAAGUAGACAAUGCUCUAAGUCUUUACAUUUAUGACGAGAACAAUGUGGCCCUUGAGAAGGUGUGGAGCCUGGCUGACACUUCCAGGGCUGUAUGGACUGAGGUGGAGAUCACCUACAUGAAGCCCAUGUUUUCCAAGGUAGUGUUUGUCAGCAUAUGUAAGAACUUCUGGGAAUGUGGCCUGGUAGCCAUUGAUGACAUCACUAUCAGCCUGGGGGACUGUCAAAUCACAGCAGGCUCCCUCCCAGGCCAGUGUAACUUUGAAAAUGGAGUCUGUGGCUACAUCCAGGAUAAGAAAGAAGACAAAGCUGACUGGCUGCGAGUCAGAGGACACACCCCCACCUCCUAUACAGGGCCCAGAGGAGACCACACUACUGGGGUGGGUUACUUCAUGUACAUUGAGGCAUCACUCAUGCAUCCCGGUCACAAAGCUCGGCUACGGACCUCUGUCCUGCGGGGCUCUUUGUCCCCUCAGUGUUUGAUCUUCUACUACCACAUGUAUGGAUCUGGCACCGGCAUACUGAGCGUGCUUUUGCACCACGGCAGCAAAGAGCAUGACACGCUGCUGUGGAGACGGCGUGGUGAGCAGAGCGUCAGCUGGAUGAGGGCAAUGGUGGACUACCACUGUGAUGUUCGACACCAGAUUAUAUUUGAAGCCAUCCGAGGCCCAUCACUACGAAGUGAUAUUGCUAUUGACGACAUCCUUAUUAAAAGAGGACCAUGUGAAGAUCCUGGUGACAUCAUUCCAUACUCAGGCUUCUCAGAGUAUUUCAAUGAGAUUGAGAACUGAGACUGGCAGAGAGUCUUUCUAUAUAAAUGCUUUGUAGUUUUUCAUAGUUGGGCUGGGUUUCUUUCAGAAGUGUGAAUGUGAACAAUCCACCAAGACAAUUUACAAAGCUGAAGAGCAAUGCUUGUGAUGCAGCUAGCACCUCCACUGGGAGGGAGUUAGAAGAUGACAAGUUUACAGUUUGCUAACAUUCUCAAAAAUCAUGUAUGUAAAUCAUGGUGCAGUGUGGUCUCACUCUAUAUAGAUAUGCCAACACAUAAAUCAAAUGUUUGCCAA